Molecule: messenger RNA, 3901 nt
Organism: Patiria miniata (bat star)
Lineage: Eukaryota; Metazoa; Echinodermata; Asteroidea; Valvatida; Asterinidae
Gene: sardh
Product: sarcosine dehydrogenase, mitochondrial-like
Exons: 15
Coding region: 1-2751 (916 amino acids)
Cellular component (GO): mitochondrion
Molecular function (GO): oxidoreductase activity; protein binding
Source: RefSeq, a predicted model, not a curated record
AUGUGGCGGUCUUUAGCUAGGACCUCACGCUUCAUCAGGCCCCGGCCCUAUGCAGCUGUUGCUGCAUCCGCAAGGCCGCUGGCGACCGGCAGCUUGCGUCACUACAGCCAGCAAGCCGAGGGCGGUGUCCCGUACGAGACCCUGCAGAGCGCCGACAAGACCCGGCCGGCGUCGGUGCCGGCCUCUGCGGAUGUGGUGGUCAUUGGGGGAGGGUCCAUCGGCUGUAGUACGCUGUACCAUCUGGCCCACAUGGGGGUCACCAACGCGGUCUUGGUGGAGCGAGACCAGUUGACCUCUGGCACAACGUGGCACACAGGAGGUCUAGUCUGGAACCUGAGGCCCUCGGACCUGGAGGUGCAGCUGUUGAUGUACAUGGCUCACCUGGUCCGCAACGUGCUGGAACCGGAGACAGGCAUAGUGCCAGGCUGGAAAGAAAACGGAGGCAUCUUCGUCGCCAACAACAAGGAACGUCUGGAUGAGUACAAGAGACUUGCAACGCUGGGCAAGGUGUUCGGUAUCGAGUCUCACGUCCUGUCGCCGGAUGAAACCAAGAAGGUCUUUCCGCUGAUGAACACAUCGGACAUCUACGGCUCGCUGUACUCCCCCACCGAUGGUGACAUUGACCCAGCAGGUUUCUGCUCUGCAUUGACACGGGGAGCCACAAAACUCGGUGCUAAAGUACUGACUAACUGUCCAGUCACAGGCAUCCAGGUAGGAGAAGACGAUUACGGGGUGAAGCGGGUCAAGGGGGUGGAGACGGUGUCCGGUACCAUCAAGACGUCCACUGUAGUCGACGCCUGUGGAGUCUGGGCACCAUACAUCGGUCAGAUGGCCGGGGUGAACGUCCCACUCACCCCCAUGCAUCAUCACUACGUGGUGUCGGAGAGAAUCGAGGGGAUCCACGGCCUGCCCAACGUGCGCGACCACGACCUCUCAGUCUACCUCAAGGUCCAGGGGGAUGGGCUGGCCUUCGGUGGCUACGAACCAAACCCAAUCUUCUGGAAGGAGGUGAAAAAUGACUUUGCCUUUUCCUUGUUUGAGUUGGACUGGGACGUCUUUGGUUUCAACAUUGACGGUUGCGUGAAUCGCAUACCCGUGUUGGAAACCACGGGAAUCAAGUCAACAGUCUGUGGACCGGAGUCUUUCACCCCGGACCACAAACCACUGAUGGGGGAAUCGCCCGAGGUGCGGGGGUUCUACCUGAACUGUGCUAUGAACAGCUCCGGUCUGAUGCUGGGCGGCGGAACGGGCAAACAAAUGGCCCACUGGAUUGUCAAUGGCAGGCCCGAGCUAGACAUGUACAGCUACGACAUCAGACGGUUUGACCCCAAGGUCAGCAGGAAUUCCGCCUGGGUGGACGAGCGUAGUCAGGAAGCCUAUGCCAAGAACUACUCCACUGUCUUCCCUCAUGAUGAGCCUCUGGCUGGUAGGAACAUGAGGAAGGAUGCCUUGCACAAGGUUUUGGAAGAUGCAGGCUGUGUUUAUCAGGAGCGGCUGGGAUGGGAACGGCCCGGCUGGUUUGCAACAGAUGGCCCUGCUCCGGUUUUGAAGUAUGACUUUUACGGCUAUUACGGCACACCAGAGCAUGAAAACUACCGCUACAAACAACUGCUGGGCGAUGAUUACACCUUUGACUUCCCCAAGCAUCACGAUAUUAUUGGGAAUGAAUGCAUGACGUGUAGGACGAGCGUUGCAGCCUUCAACAUGUCGUACUUUGGCAAGUUCUAUGUGACGGGGCCGGACGCACAGAAAGCUGUUGAUUGGAUGUUCACCAAUGAUAUGUCCAAACCCGUGGGCUCUACCGUGUACACCUGUGCCCUGAAUAAAGCCGGGGGUGUAGAAAUGGACCUGACGGUGUCCGUCAUGGAUAGCGGCACGGGCUCUGCCAUCGAUCCCGUCUUUGAUGGGCAGGGCUUCUACGUGGCUGCCGGAGGGGGUGUAGCCCAACACGCCAAGACGCACAUGAGGACCAUCAUGCAGGAUGAGCGAUUUGACUGCAACAUUUUGGACCACUCGGAGGACAUGGGAGUUCUAAGCGUACAAGGACCAAAAAGCCGAGAGCUGCUGCAGUCGUUGACGUCAGCUGAUCUGAGCAACGAGGCCUUCCCUUUCGCAACCCACAAGGUGAUCGACAUAGCAGGGAACCAGACCCGCGCCAUACGGCUGUCCUUCGUCGGGGAGCUGGGGUACGAGCUGCACGUCAACAACGAGUCGGCGGUUGCCAUCUACCAGGCCGUCAUGGAGGCCGGGGCCAAGUAUGGCAUCGUGAACGGAGGGUACCGGGCGCUGGACUCCUUGAGUUUAGAGAAGGGCUACCAUCUAUGGCGUAACGACCUCCGAGCAGAGGACACCCCUCUGGAGAGUGGACUGGGCUUUGUGUGCAAGUUGAAGAAGGGCACUCCAUUCCUCGGGAGAGGGGCUGUGGAAAAGCAGAAAGCCGAGGGGAUCAGAAAGAAGAGGGCUUGCUUCACUAUAGAGGAGCACGUACCACUUCUCGGCUUUGAAUGCAUCAGACGCAACGGCGAAGUGGUGGGUUUUGUCAGGCGCGGCGAAUUCGGCUACCACCUGAACAAGAACAUCGGCUACGGCUAUGUCAGCAACCCCAGCGGCGACGUCGUCACAAAUGAAUUCCUGGCAGAAGGGGACUACACCAUCGAGAGAAUGGAAGAGGUCUACCAAGCCAAGCUACACCUGAUAAGCCCCUUUGAUCCACAACACAAGCGAAUAAAGGGUAUCUACGCCGACGACUAAGUGACCAAUUACGAUAACAAGAAAGUAGAAGAAUGUUGCAACCUGACUCCACUUCAGCGGUUGUGUACCAAGUCUAUGGAGAGUCAAGACAAUUUAUUUCCUAACAAAAUUGGAAAUGUUUCUCGGUCCCAGAUUCAUGUCUCAUCAUCAUUUCUGCAAUGAAUGACCUUCGUUGAGAUGAUACAUGAUGAAAAAAGCAGCGUCAGGUUGCAACAUUCUUUCCACUAGAAAGAUAAGCUGAUCAACGUGGACGAGCCAUGUUUGUACUUUGUUUUUACUUAUGUUAUCAGUAGUUUUGAGACUUUUUUUUCCGCUAAAUAUGCAUGUUUCUUUUCUUUUCUUUUCUUUGCUAAAGAUACAGAUAUAGUUUUGAAAGCCUAUUCUAAAUAUUAAGAGUGAAGACAGGACAGAUUGUGCACAACUGCCCGAAAAAAAAUGAAAUAAAUUUAUUUAAAAAUUGUGCUUAAAUUUUAUUCUUUUUAUAACGCUUAGCGUGCAAAAACACGAUUGCAGUUCAAACUCAUGACCUCAGAUAUUAAUGCCAAAAAAUUGACAAACAUACCAUGUUUGUACCAUUUCUUUAGGGUGAUGUACUUCAAAAUAUAUUUCAGGGAAACAAAAUUUAAGUACAUUUGUCUAUUGUUUUUAAUCCUAAAAUCUAAUCUUACAACAACAAAAAGUAAAUAAAAAAGUGGAAUCUUUUUCCCAGAUCAAAGAGUUUAAAUUAUACUGAUUUAUUCCUAUGUGAUAGGGUGGUGGUAAUAUAUUUUUUUUUCUAAGAUUGCAGAAAUUUUGUAUUAGAUUUAGAAAUUUUUUUUUGAUGUAUCAUGAAAACUUAACAUGGGCGGGUGUGCGAGAUUGGCAAAAAUGUUACACAGGACCCACUCACAUCUGAUUUUCAAAAUUGGGUUCCGAAAGUAUUUUUGUGGAAAAUUCUUAUGUAAUUUGGAAAUGUCUGAUUCUUCGUCCUUAAAAGCUCAGGAAUCUUUUACAUAAGCCAGUUUUUUGUUUUUUUUUGUAAACCUGUCUGUAACGUCGUUCUAUCAAACAACUUUAAAAACUACUGGCCGCCAUGCCGAUUAAUUAAUUGACUGUUUAUUCACUGUAAGGCCAAAUAAAAAUAAAAAACAUGUUUAGCGUCCUACCUUUU